CGGAAGUGCCCAACUCAACGCUAAGCUAAUAAGUGAGUCCUUUGGAGUGACAGGGUCCUUGAUUAUUACUUUGUGAGAGUCAGGGCUGCGCGACUUCAACUUGCUACUUUCAACACUUUGGAGGUCUUGUAUCAACAGCCAUACCAUACCAACUACGUAUCCUUCCUCCACCUCUUUUUUUUUUUCAUAAUGCCAUCGAUCCUCUCCGAUGCUGACAAAGAAACCGUGAAACGGACCGUCCCCAAGGCUGCCAACAAGAUCCAAGCUGUCGCGGUCGCUCGACUCUACGUCGCUUAUCCCCAUCGAAACCGAUGGACCUAUACCGGUCUACAAGGCGCCGCCGUCCUUUGCAAUGAUCUUGUCGGAAACACCUUUUGGAUCAAAUUGGUGGAUGUCUCCCCCGCGAAUCGGGGUGUGAUAUGGGAUCAGGAGAUCUACGACACCUUUCAAUACAAUCAAGAUCGAACCUUUUUCCAUUCCUUCGAACUCGAACAAUGUCUGGCCGGACUGUCGUUUGUCGACGAGAAGGAGGCGAGGACCUUCAAGAAGAAGAUGGACGAGCGGGAGAAGAAUGCAAGCAAGCAGACGAAAGCACAACCCUUUGCCUCGAGUGCUGGAGGAGGCCAGGUCCAUAUCUCUGGGUCAUCGCAUAAACACCACAGUCGGGUCGGCAACUUCUUGCGAGGGCACAGGCACAGUUCCAACCCUAUACCACAGGCGGCCCAGCCUCAAUCCAUCAUUCCUCAGCCGAUGUACAGUCCUGCUCCCGCGAGCAGCAGCCGCCCGCAGAGCAGUGCCGGCGCCGGAGGUAUCGAUUUGGCCGAUCCCACCUGGCGGCCCAUCCUGGACGAGCUGCUCCAGAUGGGCAUCACCGAGGACCAGAUUGCAGCCAAUGCCGACUUUAUCAAGAAAUAUGUCCAACAGAAACAGGCCGAGGAGAUGGCCAACGGAAUUGCCCAGGCUUUACCGUCCGUCUCCGAAACAAGGUCGCGCGCGCCUCCUCCACCACCGCCGCCCUCGGCACCACCAUCACGCAUAAGUCCAGAGAAUACGGGUGCCUCAUCUUCUAGCAAACGCGGCCCUCCUCCGGCCCCACCGCCGUCCAGAAGGCCCGUCGGUGGCAGAGCGCCAUCGCCUCCACGGUCACCAUCACCUCCACCAAGGACGCCCUCUCCGGUCGCCAGCCCUCAACCCAGGUUCCGUGCACCUCCACCUAUUGCAGACGCAGGCAAAUAUGCCGUCAAGGAAGGUCCAGAAGUAUACACCCCAAGACGAGCUCGAGCCUCUUCGGGCUCUGUAGCAAACCCAGGCCCUCCACCGCCUCCCCGCCCGCCCAAGACGCCGAUCGAUGAAGAGCCACAGGGGAUGUUUAGAGUACCUCCUCCCUUCAUGGGCGAUCGCAAAUCUUCCGCUCCUCCACCACCGCCGAGCCGUGGUCCAGUGCCUCCGCCUCCACCAAGUAGGGAUACAUCGAUGCCGCAGUCGAUGCCACCUCCGCUGCCCCCCAAAGCGCCAGGACCCGCACCAUCCCCGGCGUUUAUCCCUCCACCACCUCCUCCGCCCCCAGCUCGCGGUGGUGCGCCGCCCCUACCACCUCCGAACACACGAGCUGUGCCUCCUCCGCCAUCCUCGGCGGGACCCCCUCCCCCACCUCCAAUGCCAUCGUCCUCUGGUCCUCCUCCUCCGCCGCCCAUGCCCUCGUCGUCCGGACCGCCUCCUCCUCCUCCACCACCACCCAUGCCGUCGUCUGGUGGUCCGCCACCUCCUCCGCCGCCGAUGCCAGGUGCAAGUUCAGGCCCGCCUCCACCAUCUCUUCCAUCUGGCGGCGGCGACGGACGGGAUUCACUGCUCGCAGCGAUUCGAGGUUCCGGUGGAAGUGGAGGCGGUGGCCUACGCAAAGUUAAGGACAACGAGAAACGAGACCGUUCUUCCGCCAUGGUUCCAGGCUCCGAAUCGGCCGCUCCACCUCCACCGGGAGCUGGUCCAGGAAGUCCAGUUGGUGCAGGUGAUGGUGGCCAGGGUGGCCUUGCCGGUGCACUUGCGGCGGCCCUUAGUCAGAGGAAGAAGAAAGUCAGCGGUAGUGACGAUGAAAAGGACGACGACGACGACUGGUGAACCGUUGGACGAGAACGAGGACGGGGACAAGAUGACUUUGAUGGUGCGAAAGUGCGAUGGGUUUUUGGGAUCAUCCCCACCUCCUUAUAAAGUUGGCACACGUGUCGAGGAUCUUCUGGCUCCGCUCCAUUGCACGAAGCGUGGACCUUUUCAACUCGGCCUACUUUUCCAAUGUGACUCGGGGGAUGUUCGUCGUACAGAGACAGAGAGGGAAAGAGGAAAGGAGGGCCCGGGUACGACGCGGAAAAACACGAAUGCCAAGUUGUCUCUGCCCCCCUGGACGUCCAAAGCAGGUAUGGGCAAACACACCAUUACCAGGCAAAUCCAACACUGGGGGUAGUGUGGGAUGAACGACAACGCGCGGCAGGGUUGCCAGACCCAAACCAAACCGGUUUUUACACUUUGCGUGGUCGAUGCGUGGACUUGGAUACCAUGGUACCUGUGGUGAUGGUAUCGUGGGGUUGUUUGCGUUGUUGGGUACCCAGGUAAGGUAAUUAGGUGGUUUGUUGUUGUUGUGGCACCUAGCUAGGUACCCCCAAAAACAGAGGUAAAGCAUCUCAGCGAGCGUUGUUGAAAAAACAGAUGAACAAAAAAGCAGAGCGACCGGUCAGUCUAAUAUACAAUGCCUGAUACAAGAUAUUCCCAGUAUUCCAUUACCCUUGCCUAGG
Molecule: messenger RNA, 2783 nt
Organism: Exophiala oligosperma
Lineage: Eukaryota; Fungi; Ascomycota; Eurotiomycetes; Chaetothyriales; Herpotrichiellaceae
Exons: 2
Coding region: 190-2115 (641 amino acids)
Molecular function (GO): kinase activity
Source: RefSeq, a predicted model, not a curated record